AUGCUCUGUAUCACCUUCAAGUUCGCCGCUAUUGUCAUUUCACUGUCCUCCGUUGUUACGGCUGGGCUUAAGCGUCCUGGUCAAGACAAGAAUGCAUGGCGCCCAAGAGUUGAAGCCGAGUCAGAAAAUGUGAACUACAGACACUACGCCAAUGGGCGUGGACGGGUUAAAGACAAUGGUAAACCUGAGUGCGAUGGAAAAUGGAAAGACGCAGAGAUUUACGGUGCUCGUAAGAAGACUAUCAAACAGUUUUGUAUUCGUCUUCAUGAGAAACAUCAGGACGAUGAUGGUUACACAAAACUCUACAACCAAUACGAUUGUCUACUCGAUCCUAAUGAUGUUGGCAACGAUCACGGUCGGAAGAAUAGAGAUUGGCUGUGUUAUGAACAGGAGCCAAGCUUUGUCCUACUCCCCCCUCAUGGACCGCCUGUCAAUGAAAGCUGUGUCAAAGGCAACAGGGCGUGGCGUGCUGUAUCAUGGUAUCCUGAUAAUAGUCCUCCACCGUGGUGUCCCUAUAACUGGUACGCGAAAAGACAAGUGUGCUGGUGUAUGCCUGGUUUCUACCGUGAGUCCCCUUACGACACCAGCUUGAAUAAGAGAGGGUGUCCUGAGAAGGCCAUCUUCAUAGUUCCGCAGUUCGUCCGGAGACGGGAGUGGAUCGAGUUCCAGGCCACUACUACCACGACUACCACUAAAACGUCCACCACAAAAGCCUUUGCUACCUGCUGUAUUCUCGACUACAUCGGCUAUUCUCAGUACUCUUCCCUCUUCGUCAACUUCGCAGGCGACAACAUCAAAUUCAGUGGAUAA
Messenger RNA from Perkinsus marinus ATCC 50983, 810 nucleotides. RefSeq lists its product as hypothetical. The transcript is spliced from 8 exons. Lineage: Eukaryota; Perkinsozoa; Perkinsida; Perkinsidae. The coding region runs from base 1 to 810 and encodes 269 amino acids. The record is from RefSeq and is a predicted model, not a curated record.